This is a messenger RNA of Anopheles aquasalis, 1432 nucleotides long. RefSeq names its product beta-ureidopropionase pyd3 (gene pyd3). The record is from RefSeq and is a predicted model, not a curated record. Gene Ontology annotation, molecular function: beta-ureidopropionase activity. NCBI's taxonomy places the organism in Eukaryota, Metazoa, Arthropoda, Insecta, Diptera, Culicidae.
CGAGUUCACGGCGGCCUGCGCACGUCAAUAGAAGCAUUACUUCAGCUUAAACAUUCAAGGCACCAGGGUGUUGGACAGUGUGGAUUAGUUCACGGAGAACAGUUGAAAAAGUGAAACACGGUUUUCUUAACACAGUGCUAGUAUACUAUCGAUUUACUUUACGCUUCAUCAUACGCUGCAGUAUAAUAAUGUCUGAGACAAAUUUUAAAAGCUUGGAAGAUGUACUGAACAAAUACAUUCCUUCGGAAGAACUCCGCGAAGUGAAAAGAGUUCUCUACGGUAGAUCAGACGACAACGAGCUGACAUUUUCGGACGAGACAAUUUCAUUAGCAAAGGAUGUAGAUGUCGAGCUGAAGGGAUACGUGUUUGAUGCACGUAAAGAAAAUUUGAGAAGACCAAGGAUCGUCAGAGUCGCAGCCAUACAAAAUACCGUCGAUAUCCCAACGACGGCACCGAUCCACGUGCAACGCGAUGCGUUACAUGAGAAAAUAUCGAACAUUUUAAGAGUAGCUGUUUCAGCUGGCGUUAAUAUCGUUUGCCUCCAGGAAGCAUGGACUAUGCCUUUUGCCUUCUGUACACGCGAAAAGUUUCCUUGGUGCGAGUUCGCCGAGGAUGUUGAGAAUGGACCUACCACGAAAAUGCUGAAGGAGUUAGCCAAGCAAUAUAACAUGGUCAUCAUUUCUCCUAUCCUCGAGCGUGACUCAAAUCAUCAUGAUACAAUAUGGAAUACGGCCGUAGUGAUUUCAAACAACGGUGCUUACAUUGGCAAGCAUCGUAAAAACCAUAUUCCUCGUGUAGGAGAUUUUAAUGAAUCGACGUACUAUUUCGAGGGUAAUACGGGCCAUCCUGUCUUCGAAACGCAGUUUGGGCGCAUAGGAAUUAACAUAUGCUAUGGGCGCCACCACCCACAAAAUUGGAUGAUGUUUGGAAUCAACGGAGCCGAGAUAGUUUUUAAUCCAUCUGCGACGGUUGGUGCCCUUAGUGAACCACUAUGGGGUAUCGAGGCAAGAAAUGCAGCUAUUGCGAAUGGAUACUUUACUUUUGCAAUCAAUCGCGUCGGGACGGAAGUUUUUCCGAAUGAGUUUACUUCCGGCAAUGGGUUACCGGCACACAAGGACUUUGGACCGUUCUACGGAUCAUCUUAUGUGGCAGCUCCAGACGGUUCACGCACACCAGGUCUUUCGCGAGAUAAAGACGGCUUACUUGUGGUAGAGAUGGAUUUGAACCUUUGUCGGCAGGUAAAGGAUUUCUGGGGCUUUCAGAUGACUCAACGUCUACCUUUGUAUGCCGAAUCUCUGGCCAAAGCUAUUCAACCGGAUUACAAGCCUCCGACAAUAAGAGAAUAGCCAAGUUCUUUGGCAGGGAAAGAAAAAUUCUCUAUAUGUUUGAUUUUCACCACUGUCUAACAAUAAAGUGUUAAAUUCAUUAUGAA